UCAAAGCUUCUUCUCUCUCAAUUUCCAAAACAAAAGUCGAAACUUUGUCUCUCUCUUUCUCUCUCUGAUUGUCCAAACUCCAAGAGAAGUCUAUAAGGAUAUGCAAGAGCAAGAGUUUACUUUAUUAUUGGGAGUCUUUGAAUUGAAGCAAGAGAUAGAGGAUGUCGUCGGAGAAGCUCAUUGGCAAGGGUGCCGUACACUCCGACUCGUUCCGGCAAUGCGGGGAGAUGGUGCCCAUUUUUGAAGAGUUGCCGGUGGCCACUAUCGUAUCGGUGUCGCGCCCCGAUACCGGAGAUAUCAGCCCCAUGCUCUUGUCUUACACAAUUGAGUUUCAGUACAAACAGCAGUUCAAGUGGCGGUUACUGAAGAAAGCAUCACAAGUUCUCUAUCUACAUUUUGCAUUGAAGAAACGCGCAAUAAUUGAGGAGUUCCAUGAGAAACAAGAGCAGGUUAAAGAAUGGCUCCACAGCAUAGGAAUAGCAGAUCAGACGGCAGUAGUGGAAGAUGAUGAUGAACCAGAUGAUGGGACUGUUCCUUUACAUAAUGAAGAUAGUGUUAGAAACAGAUAUGUUCCAUCUCGUGCCGCUUUGCCCAUCAUCCGUCCAGCACUAGGAGGGCAGCAGUCCAUCUCAGACCUAGCAAAGGUGGCAAUGCAGGGUUAUUUGAACCAUUUUUUGGGAAACAUGGAUCUAGUGAAUUGUCGAGAGGUCUGCAAAUUUUUGGAGGUUUCACAGUUGUCCUUCUUACAAGAGUAUGGACCAAAAUCGAAAGAAGGUUAUGUCAUGGUGAAGCAUCUGCCAAAAUUUUCAGGGGCUAAUUCUGAUGUGGCAUCUUGUGCUGGCUUUUGUCUGGGUUAUUGUAGCAACAAUUGGCAAAAGGUCUGGGCUGUUUUAAAACCUGGGUUCUUGGCCUUACUGGAUGAUCCUUUUGACACUGAACUUCUAGACAUUAUCGUUUUCAAUGCUCUUCCACCCUCAAAUGGAAAAGGAUCUGAAAAUUAUUUGGCAAGUCAAAUAAAGGAACGAAACCCUUUACGUUAUACAUUUAGGGUUGCUUCUGGAAAUCAAAGUUUAAGGAUAAGAACCACUAGCAAUGCUAAAGUUAAAGAUUGGGUUACUGCAAUUAAUGAUGCUGGCCUAAGGCCUCAUGAAGGUUGGUGCCAUCCUCAUCGCUUCGGUUCCUUUGCUCCUCCCAGGGGUUUAACUGAUGAUGGGAGUCAAGCUCAGUGGUUUAUAGAUGGUGAAGCAGCAUUUGAAGCUAUUGCUUCCUCUAUUGAGGGUGCAAAAUCAGAGAUAUUCAUUACUGGCUGGUGGCUUUGCCCAGAACUGUAUCUAAGACGUCCUUUCAGUAGCAACUCUUCUUCUAGGCUUGAUGCUUUACUAGAAGCAAAAGCUAAGCAAGGGGUUCAGAUUUACAUUCUUCUCUACAAGGAGGUUUCUCUUGCUUUAAAGAUCAACAGCUUAUACAGUAAGAAAAAGCUUUCAAGUAUUCAUGAGAAUGUGAGAGUAAUGCGCUACCCCGACCGUUUUCCCACAGGAAUUUACUUAUGGUCACACCAUGAAAAACUUGUCAUUGUUGAUUAUCAGAUUUGCUACAUUGGAGGAUUAGAUUUGUGCUUUGGCCGUUAUGACACGGUUGAACACAAAGUGGGUGACUGCCCUCCUUCUGUAUGGCCAGGGAAGGACUAUUAUAACCCAAGAGAAUCUGAACCAAAUUCUUGGGAAGAUGUAAUGAAAGACGAAUUGGAGCGUGAAAAAGUUCCGCGUAUGCCAUGGCAUGAUGUCCACUGUGCUCUCUGGGGACCUCCUUGUCGUGACAUUGCCAGGCACUUUGUUCAGCGGUGGAACCAUGCUAAGAGAAACAAAGCUCCAAAUGAACAAGCACUUCCACUGCUUAUGCCUCAACACCACAUGGUCAUCCCUCAUUACAUGGGAAGAAGUAGAGAGAUAGACAUUGAGAAAAGGAAAGUGGAAGAGACCCAGAAUGGGAUCCAGAGAGAGAACUCAUUUUCCUCUCUAACACCUUUGCAAAAUAUCCCGUUGCUUUUGCCUCAAGAAGCUGACGGUUUGGAACAUCCUGGUGUAGAUCAAAAGUUAAGUGCCCAGCAGAUGCAUCAUUAUCCUGUUGACCAGCCAAAUGGGAUAUCUGGUAGUGUUUCAUUAUCUUCCAGGAAGCCCAAAGUCGAAGCUUUAGACCCAGAUAUGCAGAUGAAUGGUUUGAUGGAUGAUCUUUAUUCUAUGGAUCUUGAAAGUGGAACCAAUAUAAACUCAGUGGCCCAAUCUGGCUUGACAGCUUCAAAUGAAUGGUCAGAAAGUUCAGAGGAAAGUGAUCAUGCUGUUGCUGCUGAUGACUGUGGACAAACAGGUCCUCGUACUGCAUGCAAAUGUCAGGUAAUUAGAAGUGUGAGCCAGUGGUCUGCUGGAACUAGCCAAACUGAAGAAAGCAUACAUAAUGCUUAUUGCUCUCUCAUCGAGAAAGCAGAACACUUUGUGUAUAUUGAGAAUCAAUUUUUCAUAUCAGGUCUUUCAGGGGAUGAGAUUAUACAGAACCGUAUCCUGGAAGUAUUGUACAGGCGUAUUGUUCUAGCACACAAAGAACAAAAGUGUUUUAGGGUUAUUGUUGUCAUGCCACUCUUGCCUGGCUUUCAGGGUGGCGUGGAUGAUUAUGGUGCAGCAACUGUUAGAGCCAUUAUGCAUUGGCAGUAUCGAACCAUUUGCUGGGAGAAGUAUUCAAUACUCCAUAAACUUAAAGUUUUGCUCGGUCCUAAGACACAUGACUACAUUUCUUUCUAUGGUCUGAGAACAUAUGGUAAACUGUUUGAAGAUGGCCCUCUAUCCACAAGUCAGGUAUAUGUACACAGUAAAGUGAUGAUUGUAGAUGACCGUGUUGCUUUGAUUGGAUCAUCAAAUAUUAAUGACAGAAGUUUACUUGGAUCAAGAGACUCUGAGAUUGGUGUAGUUAUAGAAGAUAAAGAAUUUCUUGAAUCGUCCAUGGCCGGACAGCCUUGGAAGGCCGGAAAGUUUUCUUAUAGUCUUAGGUGCUCCCUGUGGUCUGAACACCUGGGUCUUCAUGCAGGAGAGAUAAAUCAAAUCAGCGAUCCUGUGUCAGACUCAACAUACAAAGAUCUGUGGCUAGCGACUGCAAAGGAAAAUUCAAUUAUCUACCAAGAUGUAUUUUCUUGUAUUCCGAAUGACUCUAUAAACUCAAGAGCUGCUCUCAGAGAAUCCAUCGCUUUUUGGAAAGAGAAGCUCGGUCACACUACAAUUGAUCUGGGAAUAGCUCCUAAGAAGCUAGAAUCCUGGGAGAAUGGAGAGAUUAAAGAAACAGAUCCAAUGGAAAGAUUGAAACAUAUAAGGGGACGUCUUGUUUCCUUUCCUUUAGAGUUUAUGAACCAAGAAGAUUUGAGACCAGUGUUUAAUGAAAGUGAAUUUUAUACAUCUUCUCAAGUAUUUAUGUAAGUCUGUUAUAUUUCAUGAGAAGGCAGCAAAAAUUUGGUAUGAUUAAUAGUGGCACCAUGUGUUUUACUUACAAUUGUAUAUAGUCCCACACAACAAUGACAGAACAGAACAAUAGUAACAGAAAUUAAAGAAAGUGACCAAAUUCACGCCUUGUUCGCAUUUAUAUAUUGUAAAGAAUUAAUUUCUAGUUGUAAAAUGUAAAUGUACAUUUCUUUU
This is a messenger RNA of Rosa rugosa (rugosa rose), 3674 nucleotides long. Its product is annotated as phospholipase D zeta 1-like. Gene Ontology annotation, biological process: phospholipid catabolic process; phosphatidic acid biosynthetic process; intracellular signal transduction. Lineage: Eukaryota; Viridiplantae; Streptophyta; Magnoliopsida; Rosales; Rosaceae. The coding region runs from base 162 to 3458 and encodes 1098 amino acids. The record is from RefSeq and is a predicted model, not a curated record. The transcript is spliced from 20 exons. Gene Ontology annotation, molecular function: D-type glycerophospholipase activity. Gene Ontology annotation, cellular component: plasma membrane.